Penicillium coprophilum is the source of this 855-nucleotide messenger RNA. Its product is annotated as shikimate dehydrogenase family protein. Gene Ontology annotation, molecular function: shikimate 3-dehydrogenase (NADP+) activity. Gene Ontology annotation, biological process: shikimate metabolic process; chorismate biosynthetic process. Bases 1 to 855 code for a protein of 284 amino acids. The record is from RefSeq and is a predicted model, not a curated record. Lineage: Eukaryota; Fungi; Ascomycota; Eurotiomycetes; Eurotiales; Aspergillaceae. The transcript has a single exon. Gene Ontology annotation, cellular component: cytoplasm.
AUGGAAAAGAACUUCCACAUCUUCGGAAAAGGGAUAUCGUUUAGCAUUUCACCUACCAUCCACAACGCAGGCUUCCAUCACUAUGGCCUUCCCUUUACCUACACAAUCUACGAGUCCAACAGCAUUGACGGCGCUGCUGCGUUAAUCGCAAAAGAUUCCUUUGGCGGAGCGAGUGUCACAAUGCCACACAAGCUCCAAGCUCACAAGUUCUGCGACGAGCAAACGGAAACUGCUCGAUUAAUUGGUGCAAUCAACACUCUCAUUGUGAAAGGGAGUGGCAGCGAUCGGAUAAUUACCGGCGAUAACACAGAUUGGUCUGGUCUGUACAGUAUUAUGGCUGCACACUCAACAAAGACACAAAUACAAGCUAGCACCGGACUAGUCCUCGGGGCUGGGGGCGCCGCAAGAGCCGCACUCUACGCGCUGCACAAAGCUGGAGUCAAACGUAUCUACCUUGUAAACCGGACCUUGGUCACCGCCGAGCAAGUCAGAGACGAUUUUAAGAACGUGUUUGACAUCAAGGUUAUCUCAAGUCUUCAGGAUCUUCUGGAGAAGCCAGAAAUCAUCAUCGGCACUGUACCCGCAGAGACGACCACAGAAGAUCAGUUCGCCUCGUUGUUUGGGGAUCGGGGGUUGUGUGUCGAUAUGUCAUACAAACCGAGACAGACGCCACUCUUGACGGCAGCACAGCAGAAUCAAGGGUGGGACACGGUCACGGGUGUGGAGGUACUGCUUGCACAGGCGUUCGACCAGUUUUCACUUUGGACUGGACUUGAGCCGCCGAGAGAUAUUAUGGCGGAAGCUGUUGUGGUACAUGAAGAGCGGGCUACGAUGGCUAAGAGUGGUAUGCUUUAG